AUGGCGAACCCCACCGACAAACGGUUUUUUCAGCUGACACUCGCUAUUCAAAAGGCGAUUAAUGCUAACGAGACUCCUGUGAAAGAAAAACAUGUUCGGAGUGCAAUCAUCGGCACCUUCCAAGAGCAGAGCGCAGUCACUUACUGGAUGGUGGCAAUCCGUCUGCCGAUACAAGAUAACCGCAUCGUGGCAUGGAAGUUCUGCCAUGUCACACACAAACUGCUGCGGGAGGGUCACCCGGCCUGUCUCGACGACUCACAGAGGCACAUUAAUAUGAUCCAGAACCUGGGCAAGUUGUGGGUACAUUUACGAGAAGGUUACGGAAAACUGGUUCAUUUGUACUGCAAUCUGCUAGUGUGCAAGCUAAAGUUUCACUCGCGCAACCCGCGCUUCCCAGGGAACAUGCUACUUACCGCCGAUGAACUCGACGCGAUCGCUGAAAACGAUGUUAAUAAUUAUUUCCAAUUGUGCGUUGAAUUAUUCGACUACAUGGAUGAAAUUCUUAACUUGCAAGCUUCAGUGUUCGACAGCCUGGGCAAUGCUCGAGCGAAUUCCAUGACAGCGAGCGGCCAGUGUCGGCUGGCCGCUCUGAUACCAUGUGCGCAAGACGCGUCGCAGAUAUACGACUGUAACGUGCGGCUGCUGUUCCGAUUGCACGCCUCCUUACCGGCCGACACGUUAUCUGGACAUCGAGAAAGAUUUCGACAGCAGUUCAAGAAACUGAGUUCUUUCUAUAAACACGCGAGCAGUUUGCAGUACUAUAGGAACUUGCUUACGCUGCCCGUGCUGCCGUCGAACCCUCCUAACUUCUUGCUACAGAGCGACUUUGGCACGUACGUUACGCCGGUCGUAUCGAUACCAGAGCCGUCUCCAGAUGAGAUAGACGCAGUCGCAUCACUUAUCGACACUUCUGAUACAAUUAGUCAGGCACCUUCGGAUAACACGGAGGACUUCGAGCCUCGCAUGUCAGGCAACACCACACCACAGCCCGACCCUAUCGUAGAGAGAGACCGACUCAUCGAUCACUUGCAAAACGAGCUCAAGAGGAUGAGGUCAGAAGUAUCACAGCUGGUACAAGAAAGGAACACAAUGAUAGGCUCAAUGCGUGAACAUUGUACGAGAAUAGAGUCACAACUGCAGACCGCGAAAGUUCAAUUAGAAGAAGAAAAACAGAGGGCGGAACUAUUGUCUGUACAGACACCAGAAAUAAAACAAAAACUCACCGAAACAGAAGAAAAAGCGAAAGUACAAGACGAAAAAUUCCAGAAAUUAAAAGGAGCGUACACUCAAUUAAGAGAAGAGCACAUUGCACUAAUUAGACAGAAAGCUGAAGUAGAUAAAUUAUCUGCAAGCUUGAAAGCGGCGGCCGCGCAACAUGAAAGUGCCAAAUUUGCUUUACAACAACAAUUAAAUGACAGAAUGAAGGAUGUGGAAUUAUUACAACAAAGUGCUUCAUCGAGCGAAGAGAUAGAAGCCUAUAAAAGCCAAAUAACAAAUCUUCGUGCCGACAUCGAACAAACCAGACAGAAAGAAGUUGAAUUAGAAACAGUACGAGCUGCGAUGGAAGCUUUAGAAAUAGAACAUAAAACCGCUACUAAAGAACAGGAAGAAAAAAUUACAACAAUUACUAGUGAGUUAAAAGAAACGGCAGAGAAUUUGGAAAAACUUAAACAAGAAAAAGAAGAACGAGAGUCUGAGUUAGUGAGGGUCAAGGAAGAAUUGGUAGGACUUAGGGACAAGAGUAGUGAUGAAUACAAAAAGGUAGUGCAAGAAAGAGAAGCUGCAUUGAGCCAGAUAGCUGAAUUAAGACAACAGCAUUCACAAGAAAAAGAGGAACUAAGUCGAUUGAACAAGAGCAUUAAUGAUUUGCAAUCGGAAUUAGAUAAUUUACAACAGAAAAUUAAAAUAUCUGAAUUUGAUUACGAGGCUGAGCGGCAAAAGUUAAAUCAAGAAAUAACGAAAAAAAGUGAAGAAAUAAAUGAUAUUGUUAAUGAAAAAGAUUCUGCAGUGAAAGAAGCAUUCGAAAAACUUAAUAGUUUAGAGCAAGAACUGAAAACUAAGGUUAUAGAAGUGUCCACUCUACAAGCCCAAGUUGAUGAAUUACUUGAAUACAAGAAAUCGUCAGGAGAUUUAAAAACUGAAUUAAUAACAGAAAAGAAAGCUGUAUCAGAUCAACUAAGGAUAGAGUCCGAAGAAAAAGAAAAGGCUUUAGAGAAUUUAAAGGAAAAGUUAGAAUAUAUCAGGGAUUUAGAAGAUAAGUUAAAAUACAUGGAGCUUGACAAAAAUUUCGAGAUUGUAGAACUACAUGAAGACUCACAGAAACUCAUUGAUGAGAAAAAUGAAGAAGUUGAUGCCUUAAAAGAACUUAUCACCGAAAAAGACGAAUUUCUUGAAAAACAAAGGUCUGAAAAUGAAACGUUGUCAAAACGUGUCUUUGAACUUACACAAAGCAUCGCACUUAAAACUGCUGAAAUAACAGAUCUUAAUGUAAAACUCGAUAAAGUUGCAUCGGACUUACAAGAGCAGAAAGCUGAAUAUGAAAAUCGUUUAAGAGAAUCUAACGUUCAAGAUACAAUAUUAAAAGAUAAGUUACAAAACGUAAUAGAGUCUAAAGAUGAAAUGGUUGCCAAUUUAAAAAGUAUGAUUGCUGAAAAAGACGAACAAGUUAUAUCCCUUAAUAUUAACUUAACAAAACUUUCGGAGGAAAAUUCAAGGCUUAAAGAUGAGUUAGAAGAGACUAAGGCUGAGUUAGAAAUAAGCAACGGUGAAUUAUUUAGUUUAAAAGAAGAGCAUGAAGCACUCGUUGAAAGUAACGAAGAUAAUUUGCUUUUAAAAAAUCAAGAACUCAGAAAGUUACAUGAUGAAAUUAAGGAUGUUACUAGAAAAAAGGAAGCAUUAGAAAUUGAAAACGAUAGGUUAACUAAGGAACUUAAUACUAAGACAGAGGUAUUGGAAAGUAGAAUUUUAGAAGUAAAACAAUCUAAUAAAGAAUUAGAAACCAGUCACGACGAAGUAAAAUACGAAAAAGAAUUGCUAGCGAUUGAACUAAACAAUGAAUUGGAAAAAUUAAAAAUGAACUACAAGCAUUUAAAAGAGGAUAAAGAAAAUGAAGAACAGACUCUCAAUGAUAAAAUUCGAGAUCAAGAAUCAUUUUACAAGAAGGAGCUUUCUCAAAAGAACGAAGCCAUCGCUGAGGCUGAUUUGAAUUUAAAGAAAAUGAGAGAAGAGUUGGAAAAAUUACAAACACUAGUAAUGAAGGAGAGGACCGAUAUGGAAGUUAUAUUAUCUGAAAAAGACAUUGGAAAACAGGACAUGUUGCAACAUAAUACAGUACUAGAGGCCGAUUUAGCGGCUAUCAAGAAACAGCUGCAAGACGCGAAGAAAGCUUUGGAGAAGCAGUCAUCGCGCUUGGUAACUUGUGUGGGCGAGGUAGCACUAGAAGUUACAAACGAAGCAAUCACGGCGUUUGAAAACGCGAACGCUCAAGAAACAAUCAAAAACUCAGCUGAGUUAGCUGCCAAAGCGCUUGAACAACUCGCUAGACACAAAGACGUAUCGGGAAAUGAAGAGUCUAUUGCGAAGUCGGCAAUAGUAGCAGCUCACAACACUGCACAGCUCUCCUCCUACGUAGUCGACGUCUCUAAUAUCUCCACCAACAUAGAGUUGUCUGAUAAAUUACACAACGAAUGCCGUUCAAUGUUAAGUGCUACCAAAGAAUGCUUAGACUCAAUCAAGAUGGGGUCACUAGUCAGCUCGAAGUGCUCUAACGCGCAGAGUUUAGUUCGAUCGAUGAUGACAUCAGCGGCUGCGGCCGACAGACAGAACAUUGGGGCGAGGAGCGUGGAUGAUGAACUUGCCGACAUGGAUCGGGCUAUUGAGGAGGCUGCCUCACAGAUUGAGAGCAUGCUAGCAGCCACUCGAGCGGGCGACUCUGGUGUAAAACUCGAAGUGAACGGCAAAAUCUUGGACGCGUGCACAACACUAAUGGGUGCAGUGAAAAUACUUGUACAAGAUGCCCGCAAAUUGCAGAACGAGCUCGGCGAUCCUAAAACAAGGCAAAAAAUGUACAGGAAGAAUCCUCAGUGGUCAGAAGGAUUGAUAUCGGCGGCCAAAGCGGUUGUUUUUGCUGCGAAGUUACUUGUUACAUCGGCGGACGAAGCCGUGGGCGCGUCGGGUCAGGUGGAGGGAGUGUCCGCGGCGGCGCACGAGGUGGCGGGCAGCACGGCGCAGCUCGUGGCGGCGUCGCGCGCGCGCGCCCCGCCCGAGUCGCCCGCGCUGGCGCGCCUCACGCAGGCGUCGCGCCACGUCGCCGCCGCCACCGGCGCGCUCGUCGCCGCCGUCAAGGCGGGCUCCGCCCUCGUGCUCGAGCAAGAUUCGCUGGACACGUCGUCUCUGUCGCUGACGGCCACGCGGCGGCUGGAGAUGGAGAGCAAGGUUCGGUCGCUGAAGCUGGAGACGGCGCUGGACGCCGAGCGCGCGCGUCUCGCGGCGCUGCGCAAGAGACACUACCAGCUCGCACAGCAAGAAGAGAAUGGAAAUGUAGAAAACGGAAAAGAUUGA
This is a messenger RNA of Arctia plantaginis, 4560 nucleotides long. The record is from the annotation of a GenBank genome assembly. NCBI's taxonomy places the organism in Eukaryota, Metazoa, Arthropoda, Insecta, Lepidoptera, Erebidae.